AUGGGGAAGAGGAAGGAUCACUACGAGAUCCUGGGCGUGCCCAAGGCGGCCACCGCCGGCGACAUCAACGAGGCGUACCACAAGCGGAGCGCGCUCAAGUGGAAGGAGGCGGAGCGGGGGUUCCAGCGCCUCACCACAGCCCACAAGGUUCUCAGUGACCCGCUGAGGCGCCCGCUCUACGACAAGCACCUGCGCGCCGAGGAGAAGCUCAUGGGGAAGGCGCCGCCGCCGGCCGCAUCCACGGGUGUGGCACUGGAAAGGGUGGUACGUACAGGCCGGAAGGGCGCAGCUUUGGGCAGGGAGGUUGCGGUUGCGGGCACCGGCGGCAGGCAAAAUGCAGACCGGACGGGCGGAGGCGCCAAGCGUGCGGGCCUUCGAAGCUCAACGGGGAAGGCCAGCGGGAACGGCAAGCGCUCGCGAUGCCUAACGGACGGCGCGACAGAUGCGACGGGAGCACACGCGUCGACUACGUCCUUUUCCACCGGCCGUAGCACCUUUGAGAUGUCUGUGAAGUACACGAAUGAGUACUACAAUGAGGAGAAUUGUUCAUCCUUCGACGGCGAGCCAUUCUGCCCCACCGACCAUAGCACCUUCAAGGCGGCCGUGAAGACCAUGAAUGAGUACUACGAUGAGGAUGAGAACCUUGGGUUGUGCGUGUACGAGGAAGAAGGCGUGCAGGAUGACUAUGGCAACCAUGCCGGGGUUGGCAAUGAUGAUACCAGGGUUUGUGAUGACCUCAUCAACGGUGAUGACGUGGAAGGGGGCAUGCCGUAUGCAAAAUACGAUGAUUGCGGGGGUGGUGAUCACAACUAUGGCGACCAUGGCGGGGCUGGCAAUAAUGAUGAUACCGGGGUUUGUGAUGACUACUACGACAAUGCUGCGGGGGGCUUUGACAAUGGCUACUACGACGGUGAUGCUGGGAAUGGAGCUGAUGACUGGUGGUAG
Messenger RNA from Triticum turgidum subsp. durum (durum wheat), 945 nucleotides. The record is from the annotation of a GenBank genome assembly. Lineage: Eukaryota; Viridiplantae; Streptophyta; Magnoliopsida; Poales; Poaceae.